AUGAUUUGUAUUCCGAUUCGUUAUCCUGGUAGUGACAAGGAAAAAUGGGUAUUCGUAGAAUUGCAAGGAACGUUGCAUGAUAUUGAUGGAGGACCUCUGAACUCUCGGAAUUUGGGAACAAUCGAAUGGAUCAACGGAAAGCCUGCACUAACGAUUGGAAAUCAUCUGUGUGAAGGAACUGUAGUAAAGCUGAAUAAGCCUAUUGCCAUUUUAAUGAAGUCAGGAGCAGGUGAUUCUAUAGAAACGAUUCAGAGAGAAUACAUCGUUGAGGCAGUAAUCACCGAAAAACUGUUGUUUAGUAGCCGUCCUCGUCCUUUACUUCAAUAA
Molecule: messenger RNA, 327 nt
Organism: Blastocystis hominis
Lineage: Eukaryota; Bigyra; Opalinata; Blastocystidae
Exons: 4
Coding region: 1-327 (108 amino acids)
Biological process (GO): mitotic sister chromatid cohesion
Cellular component (GO): Ctf18 RFC-like complex
Source: RefSeq, a predicted model, not a curated record